Molecule: messenger RNA, 5127 nt
Organism: Centropristis striata (black sea bass)
Lineage: Eukaryota; Metazoa; Chordata; Actinopteri; Perciformes; Serranidae
Gene: qsox2
Product: quiescin Q6 sulfhydryl oxidase 2
Exons: 12
Coding region: 343-2391 (682 amino acids)
Biological process (GO): protein folding
Cellular component (GO): Golgi membrane
Molecular function (GO): protein disulfide isomerase activity; flavin-dependent sulfhydryl oxidase activity
Source: RefSeq, a predicted model, not a curated record
AGAAGCCCCUUCUUCAGAAGUCGUUACCAUAGCAACACAACCCGAUCAGGUGGAUCAAUCAUCCUGUUUGAUGUUUAUUUUAACUGUUUACGUCUCAAUAACUGUUAUUAAUACAGUUUUUCAUGUAUGAAGUGGAGUCGUUGUGUGGUCGGGGUGGUGCCGGAGCCGGCUCCUGAGACCCGGUCAGAGUGAGCCCUCUCCCUCCUGCCCUCUUGCAGGAACACGUAGCCGUUAGCGGCAGCUGCUCUCAUGUCUCCCCGCCGCUCGCCGCCUGUUCUCGGCUGUGACUCGGCUCUCUGACAACCUGCUCCCUCCCGGCGCGGCUCUCUCCGCUCCGUAGCGAUGCUCCGGUUCUGGUUCGAGGCGGCGGCGGUGGUCCUGUGGCUUGUGCCCGGGUGUGCAAGCACCGCUGCCCGGCUGUACACGGAGGAGGACCCGCUGGUGAUCCUGAGCAGCGGCAGCCUGAAGCCCACCGUCACCAACUCGUCCUCGGCCUGGCUGGUCCAGUUCUUCUCGUCCUGGUGCGGACACUGCAUCCAGUACUCCAGCACCUGGAAGGCUCUGGCCCAGGAUGUCAAAGACUGGCAUCCGGCGGUGGGCGUGGCCGUGUUAGACUGUGCUCAGGAGGAGAACUUUGAUGUGUGUAAAGAGUUCGGCAUCAAGUUUUACCCCACAUUCAAGUAUUUCAGAGCUCACAGUCCAGAGACAGACAGAGGGACGCCCUACAGAGGUGCGGACAGAGAGAUCCAGUCAGUGCGACAGUUGAUGGUGAACAUCCUGCAGAACCAUACUAAGCUGGACUGGCCGGACCUCUGUCCUCCACUGGAACCAUACAGCUCUGUGGAGCUGCUCCCUCUGUUGGGUCAAAGGUCAGAUCAUUACACUGCCAUCAUCGUAGAGGAACCAGACUCAUACGUAGGACGAGAGGUGGUCCUGGACCUGCUGCAGUACUCAGGUGUUCAGGUGAAGCGAGCUCUGAGCUCAGACGUCCCCCUGCUGGAUGCUCUGAGGAUCACAGCCUUCCCCUCCGUCUACCUGCUGCACCCCAACACCACACACACACACCUGCAUGUUGAGAAGCGGUUGCGUUUCUUCUUCUCCUCCUUGUUGAGGACGUUACCUGGCGUUCAGCGCAGGUCGAGCAGCAGCAGCAGUACUGGUGGAGGCCAGGUUGGGCCAUUGCAGGACAGACAGAGCAGCGAGCCCUGGAGAGACUUCGACAGGGCGAAGGUUUACACGGCUGAUCUGGAGUCAGCACUGCACUACCUGCUGAGAGUCGAGCUGGCGACCCACAACACCCUGGAGGGGGAGGAGCUAAAGGUCUUCAAGGACUUUGUCACUUUGGUCGCAAAGUUGUAUCCAGGUGGGGGUUCUGUGGUGAAGCUAAUGGAGACUCUCUCUGAUUGGCUGCUCAGUCUGCCAUUACCACGGAUCCCCUACCAGGCCGUCCUGGACCUGGUGGACAACAAGAUGAGGAUCUCAGGUGUGUUCCUGGGGGCGGAGCUUCGCUGGGUUGGCUGUCAGGGCAGCAGGGUUGGGCUCCGAGGUUACCCCUGCUCCCUCUGGACGCUUUUCCACAUCCUGACUGUCCAGCAUGAUGCCAUGCCUGCUGCCCUGGACAACACAGGUCUGGAGGGCGAGGCGGCCCCGGUGCUGCAGGUGAUGCGUCGUUACAUCAGGACGUUCUUUGGCUGUGAGGAGUGUGGCCGUCACUUUGAGGCAGCGGCGGCGGUCAGCAUGGAUCGGGUGCAGGGCCGGGCGGAGCAGAUCCUCUGGCUGUGGAACCAGCACAACAUGGUCAACUCUCGGCUGGCCGGUUCUCUGAGUGACGACCCCCUCUUCCCUAAAGCUCCCUGGCCGAGCCCUGCCCUCUGCGCCUCCUGCCACGAGGAGAAGAACGGUGUCCACGUCUGGAACCAGGACAACGUCCUCCUCUUCCUCAGACAGCACUACGGAGCCUCCAACAUGUCCCCCAAAUACUCCCUGACUCCCCCUCGACUCUCCGCACCUCCUCCUGACCCUGAUCCUGAUCCUGUACAGACCGGCCGGCCUCAGGAAGAGCACCAAGGAGGAGGAGGAGUAGGAGGAGGAGAGAGGAAGGAGCCAGAGAAGAGAGUUGAGGAGCAGCUGGAGCCUCGACCUGGGCACCAGGCUCAGAGGGGGGAGCAGCGGAAGGAGGCUGUGGUUCUGGGGGGAGGAGCAGGAGGAGCAGGAGGAGCAGCAGGAGGAGGAGGAGGUGUCUGGAUCCUGGGUCUGGGGUUUAACAGCGUGGACAUGAGUCUGUGUGUGGUGCUGUACGUCUGCUCCUGCCUCUUCCUCAUGCUCCUCUUCUUCUUCUUCAAAGUCCGAUCCAGGAGGUGGAAACUCCGACACUCCCGCCUCCACGUCUGAGCUGGACCAGACCGAUUCAACCCGGAUCGGGUCUCAGUUCUGUGGAGGGUGAAAGUGUCGUGAAAGGUGAAAGGGUCUGGACUCUUCAGGUCUCUCAUGCCUGAGAAAUAUUUGCUUUUUAACCACGUGUUCAUGUAGAGAACUGACUGCAGCGUGUCGGCUGACAUCAUCUGCCUCCGUCCACACCGGCUCCAUUUGAGUGCAACUGAAGGUCAAUUCGAUGAAAUCUAAAGUAUGAAUUGGUUGAAACUCAUUUGAGCUUUUACAAAUGCGCUAAUUUCUGUCAGAAGAACGUCUCGAUCGACAGACUUCCUUUUGUUCUUUAUCGACCUCCUGUUGCAGGUUUUGUGUCCGGAUUCGAUACGUUUUUGAUUUGCUUGUGAUUGUCCUGGUAUGCAGGUUCGAUUCUGAUGCUCUCAGACUUAUAAUUUUUGAAAGUUUCCAUGGUGACUUGUUGACCAUAUUGAUCUGUGGCAGCUGUUUGAGACUUAAGGCAUUUCAGACCGGAGGAACUCAUCGUAGUUCAGCGCCAUAAAGUUACCAACAAGAAAAUUUGUCUUCAUCUGCCAUGAAGAAUCCGAGGUGUCCAUCAGAAGACUGCAGUGUGUUUAUCUCUGGCCAUUUUCAGAGGUUUUUCUUAUUGUCUGAGUUGCUCUCAGACCUCAGAACAAUAAAAGGUUCAUAGCUUUUAAAACCCUGUUUUGAGGAAGAGGAACCACUUGUGACCUGAAUCAGACAGCCAACCUCCAUCUUUAUAAACCUGUAAGUCGCGUUAACAGACACAUCAUGUAUCAGACUUUUAUGGAUUAUUAUCUUCUCUUCAGAACUGAAGACAACACUCACGCUGCUGACCUGCUGAACACGCGGUUAAAAACAAGUUUACCUUUGGCUUAAAGGGCCGGUACACAGAGACCUGUGUUCACCCUCCAGAGACACCAAGAGUUUCCCUUUUACACACCUUGACCAGGUGACCAUGUGACCAGGUGUGUGUCCAGCUGUGUGGACCUGUUGGACUGAAUCGGACCAGAAGCUGGGUGUACUUUGUGCCAAAUGUUGAACCUGCUGACAGACGAAACACCUGUCCUCUCAGGGCCCGCCCCUGUGUGUGUGUGUGUGUGUGUGUGUGUGUGUGUGUGUGUGUGUGUGUGUGUGUGUGUGUGUGUGUGUGUGUGUGUGUGUGUGUGUGUGUGUGUGUGUGUGUGUGUGUGUGUGUGUGUGUGUGUGUGUGUGUGUGUGUGUGUGUGUGUGUGUGUGUGUGUGUGUGUUUGUGUGUGUGUGUGUGUGUGUCUAAACUGUGAACCAUGGACCCGUGCUGAUGGAUAUGUGACGGACUGUGAUGUUUAUUAUUGAUCAGUCAGCUGACCCUGUGUUGUUGUGGUGGGCGUGGCCCCGCCUCCGAUGGCUCCGCCCCCGUGUGGUGGCUAUUGAUUUCAGACAGAAACUGCUCAAAUAUCUAAAGUUCAGAUUCUUUAUACAUAAACAUAUUAUGUAUAUAUAUGUCUCUGAUUUUGUUUAUUUAAUUGAAUUUUGAGUCAAAUAAUGAAAUUAAUAUUCGAGAAUUUAAAAACCUGAUUUUAAAGGAUCCUUUAAAUCUGCUUAUUGAUCAUAAAAAAUAACAAACAUAUUAAACUUUCAAUUUGUUUCUGUAAAAAAAACAAAUGUAUAAAAAUACUUUUUAUGUAUAAAAAUAUUUGAACUGAAGAAAACAUCAAAUGAAAAUAUCAAUAAUUUGUGUUUUUCAUUUAUUCUCAGUUCUGCUGAUAUUUAAACUCUUUAGCCUCAAAAACAAGAAGGAAAACAGACAAACACACAGAUGAAUGUAAAAAAACAGAAAUAUUGUUUUAUAAACUUUGGUUUUCAGAAUAAAAGCACAGUUUGAAGAGAACAACAGUUUUAGAAAUAAAAAGUAUUAAAAUAAUCAUCUCAUCAUGAGACUGUUUUAACUGUUUGAAUCCAUUAAAGUCAACUUUUUUUCCCCGCCCAGAAUAAAACAAAAUAAUCCGACCGGUUAAAUGUCAAAAUGAGAAAAUUUAAAUAUAAACACACAUUUUUUUAAAAUUUUAAAUCAAAGUGAUUUAUUAUCCUGGUUGUGGUUUAAAAAUUUAAUUUGUGUCCAAAUAAAUUAAAACAUUUAUUUAUUUUUAAUCUGGUGUUAAAUGUUGAAAGGAUUUUUUAAAAUUUGAAAUUAACAAACCUGAAAUGUGAAAUACUGAAACUGAAAACAGAAAAUAACAUAAAAUCUGAAACAGAAAUACACAAAAACUUUUCAAACAUGAAGUAAAAAUGGGAACAAUAACAAGAAGUUUUUACAUAUAUUUUUUUUCUUUUUGAACGUUUUAAAAAAAAAUUCAGGUUUUUAAAUUUCACUUUACAAUUUUUUUUAAAAUUAAUUCAGCAUUUAAAUAAUUAAUUUACUGCUCUUAGUUUUUUCUUUCAGAUUAUUAUUAUGGAUCCCUGCAGGAGAAUUUAUGUAAUUUUCUGUUUAAAUUUCACAUUUUUCAUUUCUUUUUUUCAUGUUUCAAUAUAAUUUAUUUUCUUUAACCAUUAUUUUCUCAUGAUGAUGCUCUGCUGUGAACAGUUUCCCUUCAGGUGAUUCUCUGUUUUAUUUAUUUUAUUAUGAAACUGUUCAGUCUGCUGACCCCUAAACACACCGUCCCGCUGUUCCUGUUCUCUCCUAUGAUUGGUUGUUUCACUGAACGUAAAUAAUGUGUGAAUAAAUCUAUUGCAGCUCUCUGA